Messenger RNA from Zootermopsis nevadensis, 2509 nucleotides. RefSeq names its product 50 kDa hatching enzyme. The record is from RefSeq and is a predicted model, not a curated record. Gene Ontology annotation, molecular function: metalloendopeptidase activity; zinc ion binding. Gene Ontology annotation, cellular component: extracellular matrix. Lineage: Eukaryota; Metazoa; Arthropoda; Insecta; Blattodea; Termopsidae. Gene Ontology annotation, biological process: proteolysis; extracellular matrix organization; collagen catabolic process.
CUACCUAUCAACUUAUAACCUCCGCCCCCAAUUUUUCACGGCGACAUGGAAUUCCUUUAAAUUGCAGAAGUUUUGAACAUUUUGUCCACUUCCGUCCACAGUCUGCUUGCUGAAAUGUGCUGAACAGCAAUAAAAUAGGAGUACCUAGUUGAUUUUGGCUACUUGGACUCGCAGAUUUUGAACAGAAAGGUAGUCAUGGAUUCAAAUGUAGUGACCGAAGCUGUUGCUGACUUCCAGCAGUUUGUUGGACUUGAAUCAACAGGCUUGAUGGACGAAGCAACACAUGAGAUGAUGACGAAGCCUCGGUGUGGAAUGAAGGACAGACAUGACUUUGAUGAAGAGUACAGCCGGAGCAAGAGGUAUACAACACUGGAUGGAGUCUGGGGAAAUUAUAACUUGACAUAUAUGAUACAAAUGUAUCCAGACCUGCCCACGUCAGCUGUGGAUGAGGAGGUGGAACGUGCUGCAGCUGUCUGGGCUGCUGUUACCAAAUUUAGGUUCCGACCAGCUACAAACAAUGAACUUGCAGACAUCAGGAUUACAUUUGCUAGCAGAGACCAUGGUGAUGGGAUGCCUUUUGAUGGAAGGGGAAUGGUUGUGGCGCAUGCUUUUCCUCCGCCUUCUGGAAAAUUGCAUUUUGAUAUUGCUGAAGAGUGGACCAUUAGAUGUUAUGAAGGUCAGAACUUGUUUCACACAGCUGUACAUGAGUUCGGGCAUAUUCUGGGAUUGGGCCACUCCGACAUUUUGGCUUCUGUCAUGUUUCCGUAUGCAAAGGGCUACAACCCCAACUUCACAUUGCAUGAAGAUGACAUCAAAGGAAUACAGGUUCUGUAUGGUGUAAAAGAGUAUUCGUGUUCAGAUGCCCCAAAUGAUCAUGUUGGUGCCGUGUGUCAGAAAGGCAUGGGGAAGAAAACAAAUGAUCAGUGUAUAAGGAGCAAUGCAGACUCUGCUCCACUUCCAACACUGCUGAUUAGCUUUAUUAUUCUGGUUUCUCUGGCUGUGAGAGGAGUUUGAAUUGUUGACUUAUUUUCAUCAGUGAGAUUAGCCGUUUCCAGACAAGCUGUUGUAUUUAUGAUAUUGAACACAAUGAAAUCUAUAAAGUGGACACUUGUCUGAUUCGAUGGCAUGUCUACAAUUUGUGUUGGGCGGUGAUACACAGUUUUGUUUGAAUCUUGGCCGCACGGUUGGUAAACAUCAUGUAGUUAAACAUCUUCUGUAACUAUGUUUUAUGGGAAUGGUUAUGGUAUUCUCUCUGUUCCCCAAAUGCAGACCCUGCUCCAGGACCAACUCCAGAGUCUGUUUCCCUUCCUCACAACCGUCCUUCCCUCUCGUCUCACUGACGUCACAGCAUUUCACCACGUCUCAUGCCAAUUGUCCAUACCUUGUUUCUAGUCUUCUAAAAAGGCCAUCUUUUCCAGGUUUUUUUUCUCCUGUUUCAAAUUUCCAUUUGACUAUGCCAUAAAGGCCACUAUUGUUGAGGUGCAAACAUGGUUCCUUUUCCCCUCCUCCUCCUGUAACUUGAGUGGCCAAUGUCCAUGACCUGAUCCAUCUCCUAUUUCUGUAUAAACCAGCUUCUUCCCCAACAUUCCUCACUCCAACCCUGAUUAUUGAGUCAGUAUGGUCCUCUGAAACGUCAGCAGCUCGACUGACUCGCUCAUGGUGCCAGAACCCUGGAGCAGAAUCAACAUCAGUGGUUAUUAAAAUCAUUGCAAUUAAAGAAAUAUUUUACAUUUAGUCUUCUCAUCAGUCCAUCUACCUGAUGACCUCAUAAUUCUCUGUUACUCAGUUUAUAAAUUAAAUUAAAUGGAAUAUCAGAUUGCUUGUCAGGUGAGUCUUUGGCUUCUUCACUUAUUGCCAGUAGCAUGUACUAAGCAUUGAAAUGUAUUAUUUGGUGCUGAUCUUAAUAUUCUUAAGGACAGAAAUUGUAAAUGAGUUGUCAGUAUCAGUGAAGUUCACUCAUUGUCAGUGUUUUACUUCUGAUGAUCUUUAAGUUCUCUUAUUUCUUUAAUUUUGUUAUCAUUACAUUUUAUCUUUUCCAUGCCCAUGUCAUCCAAAUUAUUUUCAUAACCACACUUUUAUUCUAAAUUGAUAUUAAAGCUAAAAUGUUCACACAUUUUGGGAAUUUCUUCUCUAAUUUGCUUUCACUCAGUUCCAUUGUACUGCAUAUAAUACUGUAAUUCAUUGGUAAUCCUCCUUCAUGUACUUCCUUUACCCCUUGUGUCUUACAUUACAUUGAAGAACAUAAGAGAUAAGACACUGACACUUCCCUGUCUAACCCCUCUGUAUGUAUUGACACUUUCAGAUUUUGUUGUGAUCUGUUACCAAACUGUUCUCACGUUUUUCAUAAAUUCUCUUUACUCUGCCUGUUAGUCCUUGUAAACUGUCGCCCUGUGAAACCCUCUAAAUCCAUUGUCUGUUGCAAUAAAUUACCAAACAUUGUCUCUGGCAGGGUCCAGUCUCUUUUGUAUUAUCUGUCUUGUGUAAAUUCAGUCUGUUUUCUCUCAAACCA